UUCUACCAAACUAUCUAAUCGUCAAGUUUUUUUUUUCAAAUGUGCAUUAUAUAUUUAAAACACUUUCCAGCCUACAUUUUGCGAUUAGUCUUUCGUAAAAGUUUCCAAAGAUGAGAACAUUGACGUUGGGAAUAUUUUGCCUGCUCGCUGGCCUGGUUGCUGUGAGUUGUUCCCCCCUGCGCAGCAGCAGUGAGGAUUUAAUUGAAAAUCGUGCCACUGGCAAUGUCAAGUUUUAUCUUUACACCAAAAGUAAUCCCAGUACGGGCCAGCAACUUUUCAUAAAUAAUGAAGAUUCGGUGAAAAAAUCCAAUUUCGAUAAGUCCCGAGCCACAAGAAUUAUUAUUCACGGCUGGGGUGGUUCCUAUACCUCCACUCCCAAUAAGCCCAUACGUGAAGCCUAUCUAUCCAAGGAUAAUUAUAAUAUCAUAUCCGUUGAUUGGAAUGAAUAUGCAAAAUUAAAUUAUGUUUCCGCCCGGGCCAAGGUUCCGUUGGUGGGCGAGGAUGUGGCCGAAUUUAUUGAUUUUCUAAAUGCAAAAUUUGCCAUGAGCUUUGGUAAUUUGGUGGUGAUUGGCCAUAGUUUGGGUGCCCAUGUGGCCGGCUAUGCUGGCAAAAACGUGAAACGUGGUAAAUUGGAAGCCAUUGUUGGCUUAGAUCCUGCCUAUCCCCUGUACAGCUACGAUAGCCCGACCACACGUUUGGCUUCAACUGAUGCCAAAUAUGUGCAGACCAUACAGACGAACGGCAACGUAAAGGGUUUCCUUAAACCCAUUGGCACAGCUUCAUUCUAUCCCAACUGGGGUCGUGUGCAACCUGGCUGCGGCACUGAUUUGGAUGGUGUCUGCUCCCACGGUCGUUGUGUCAGCUAUUAUGCCGAGGCCAUUAAGGGUUAUUCUUUUGCUCCCGUCUAUAAAUGUCAAAGCUAUGAUAAUAUUUUGGAUAAGACCGGUUGUAAUGUUGUCGAUAGCAGUGCCCAAAUCGGAGAUCCAAUGCAGGUUAAGCGUGUUAAUGGCAUUUUCUAUUUUAAGACGAAUAGUGCGGCGCCAUUUGGACAACUGUAAAAUAUCGUUUUUGGGAA
Musca domestica (house fly) is the source of this 1075-nucleotide messenger RNA. RefSeq names its product phospholipase A1. NCBI's taxonomy places the organism in Eukaryota, Metazoa, Arthropoda, Insecta, Diptera, Muscidae. The record is from RefSeq and is a predicted model, not a curated record. Gene Ontology annotation, biological process: lipid metabolic process. The coding region runs from base 111 to 1058 and encodes 315 amino acids. Gene Ontology annotation, molecular function: lipase activity. The transcript is spliced from 3 exons.